Microdochium trichocladiopsis is the source of this 1957-nucleotide messenger RNA. RefSeq names its product quinate permease. Gene Ontology annotation, biological process: transmembrane transport; carbohydrate transport. Gene Ontology annotation, molecular function: carbohydrate:proton symporter activity. The transcript has 4 exons. Bases 146 to 1756 code for a protein of 536 amino acids. The record is from RefSeq and is a predicted model, not a curated record. Gene Ontology annotation, cellular component: membrane. NCBI's taxonomy places the organism in Eukaryota, Fungi, Ascomycota, Sordariomycetes, Xylariales, Microdochiaceae.
CGCGUCUCAACUCCUCGGGCUGUUCCUCUCGUACCCUUAUGGUCCUCUGUUCCUCUGGUCUUCAUUGUCCUCCCUUCUCCAUCUUGCUCCCUGCCCUUCCCUCAACCUCCCUUGACACGACGCCAACGCGGCUGCCACCACCAUCAUGGGCAUCCUCACCCUCAGGGAGGACAGGCCGACGCCAAAGGCCGUCUACAAUUGGAGGGUCUAUGGGUGUUCGAUGGUAGCCUCUUUCGCAGCAUGCAUGAUUGGCUAUGACAGUGCCUUUAUCGGCACCACCCUCGCCCUGCCCUCGUUCGUCUCCGAGUUCCGCAUCGACACCAUGACCCCUGAUCAGAAGGCUGCCAUGUCCUCCACCGUGGUCUCCGUCUACCAGGCUGGCGCCAUUGUUGGCAGCUUGUCCGCCUAUACCUCGACCUACUUCAUCGGCCGCAAAAAGUCCCUCUUGCUCUACUCUCUCAUCUUCAUGCUCGGCGCGGGCAUGAUGUUGGGUGCCAACGGUCAGCGGGGCCUAGGUCUCAUCAUUGGUGGUCGUGUCCUUGCCGGCAUUGCUGUCGGGGCCUGCUCCAUGGUCGUCCCCAUCUACAUUUCUGAGCUUUCUCCACCCGCCAUUCGUGGCCGACUUGUCGGCAUUUACGAACUCGGCUGGCAGAUGGGCGGCCUUGUCGGGUUCUGGAUCAACUAUGGUGUCAACACCACCAUGGCUCCAAGCCACGCCCAGUGGCUCAUCCCGUUUGCCGUUCAGCUGAUCCCGGGCGGUCUCCUGCUCCUGGGUUGUCUCUUCAUCAAGGAGUCUCCGCGCUGGCUCUUCUCCAAGAACAAGCGCGAGCAAGCCAUGAAGAAUCUGUGCUGGAUCCGCAAUCUAGAGCCCUCUGACCUCUACAUUGUCGAGGAGGUCGCUGCUAUUGAGGAGGAGCUUGAAACGUACCGGCGCGAGGUCGGCGCGGGCUUCUUCAAGCCGUUCACCGCACUGAAGCAGCCCCAGGUCCGCUGGCGGUUCUUCCUGGGCAGCAUGCUCUUCCUCUGGCAGAACGGCAGUGGCAUCAACGCCAUCAACUACUACAGCCCGACCGUGUUCCGCAGCUUGGGAAUCACUGGUGUCAACACUGGCUUCCUCACCACUGGCAUCUUCGGUGUCAUCAAGACCGUCCUCACCUUUGUGUGGCUGCUGUGGCUCGUCGACCACCUCGGUCGUCGCAAGCUCCUCAUGAUCGGUGCCAUAGGUGGUUCGAUCUGCAUGUGGUACCUCGGUGCUUACAUUGCCAUCGCUCAACCCCAGAACAACACCUCCGGCAACCUUUCUGGAGCUGGCAUCUCUGCUAUUGUCAUCUUCUACAUUUGGACAGCCUUUUACAGCCCUAGCUGGAACGGGACGCCCUGGGUUUUAAACAGUGAAAUGUUUGAUGCUAAUACAAGAUCUCUUGGACAAGCCUCUGCUGCUGCCUCUAACUGGCUCUACAACCUGGCCAUCAGCCUGGCCACCCCGUACAUGUUCCUACGCAUGCAAUACGGCGUCUACUUCUUCUUCGCCUCGCUCAUGAUCCUCUCUGUCGUCUUCGUCUUCUAUCUCGUCCCUGAGACCAAGACAGUCCCGCUCGAGGCCAUGGACCGGCUCUUUGCCAUCAGGCCCAUCCGCAACGCCAACAAGAUUGUCAUGGACGAGCUGCGUGAGCGCGACCAGGAGUUCCGCGCCAAUGCUGAUGGUGCGGGGCUCACCAACAUCAAGGAGAAGACCGACCAUGUCGAGUCUGCAUAAGGGCCUGUGCGCAUAUGCAGGCUGGGAAGAGCAUUCCUUGAGUUUGGUGUGGUUGGACGACGUCAUGUUCCGUUGUGAGGCUCGUCUGGAGUCAUGUGGUGACUGGUGUGCUAGAUGUUAGAUGUAUCACUUUGGUACACGUAGAUUAACACCUGAACAUGUCUGUGUUACUAGACCAUACACUGUGAACUUGCACCUUAA